Molecule: messenger RNA, 693 nt
Organism: Rotaria sp. Silwood1
Lineage: Eukaryota; Metazoa; Rotifera; Eurotatoria; Philodinida; Philodinidae
Source: the annotation of a GenBank genome assembly
AUGAUUGGUCGAGUGUAUUUGUCGUUAUUCAGUCCAAAUCUGCAAACAAAUUCCAAUUCAGUUUUGUUGCCUUCACUUUUUUGUCCAUUACCAUCUUCACUCUUUCAACUGGAUUCUUCAUUUCGUCUCUAUCAUGAAGUAUUUUUUCGACAUCUUUUUGGUCAAUAUCUUCAACAACCACCACCACCACCACCACCAACAGUGUUAUUAACACUUCCAACUAUCAUUCCUACUGUUUCAAUAGAAAAAGAGUCUCAUGUUUCAUUAACAACAGAAAAUUGUCUUGGAAAAAAUUCAUCAUCAUCAAUAUCUUCAUCAAAUUCAAAAGUUCGUCGUCGUUUAUCAUGCCCACAAUGUUCAUAUGCAACAAAUCGAUUAAAUAAUCUUAAACGACAUAUACAAACAAUGCAUGAAAUACUUUCAGAACCAAUUGAUUGUUGUGAUCAAUUAUUUAUAAGUAAAGCACAUUUUCGUGCACAUGUUAAUACAGAACAUCGUUGUGGUUAUCAUUGUGAUACGUGUCGACGUACAUUUUGUCGUAAAGCACUUUUAAGACGACAUCAAUCGAUUCAUUCAGGUCAAAAAGCAUUCUUAUGUCCUAUGUGUUCUUAUUCAACUAGUCACAAAGGAAAUCUUGAUCGACAUGCUCGAAUUCAUCGACCUCAAAAUGAACAUAAGAAUUUAUCAACUUAA